This is a messenger RNA of Procambarus clarkii (red swamp crayfish), 1786 nucleotides long. The record is from RefSeq and is a predicted model, not a curated record. NCBI's taxonomy places the organism in Eukaryota, Metazoa, Arthropoda, Malacostraca, Decapoda, Cambaridae.
UCUGAAUUUCAGAGUAUCAACGGUAAAGCAGCAACAAAAGUUGUAGAAAUUGCAACUGGGGAUAUGCUGAACAUUCCUUCAUAUGCACGAUGGUUUGUGCGCAUUGCUGGAAUUUCAGGCGCUACUGCUGUUGCCCUUGGUGCAUAUGGUGCUCAUGUGUUUUACCGACGAGAAUAUCCAGAGGAAUUGAAGCAGGUAUAUGAGACUGCCAACCGCUACCACUUCCUUCACACACUGGCCUUACUUGGUGUCCCUCUUUGUAGACGUCCCAAACUGGCUGGGGCAUUAAUUGUAACAGGAACAGCUAUUUUUUGUGGCACUUGCUAUUACUACGCUUUGACAGGAUCCAAGAAUGUGAGACAGUACACUCCAUAUGGUGGAAUGUUAUUGAUUGUGGGCUGGCUGUCAAUGGUGCUCUGAAAGCCACAAGAUGCUAUUGUAUCUACUGUAAAAUGAAUGAUAGUCAUUUAAGUAGCUUUUAUUUUUCUGUAAUAGAUAAAAUUUCAAUGUUUCAACAAAAAUGUAUAAAAUUACAUAUAGCUUAAAGGGGCUAGUUAAUGAUGACAAUGUUUAUAAAUAUAUUUUAUAUAGAACAAAUAAAUUUUCUUCACUUGGUCCAAAACUGGUUAUAAUAUGGUAAUCAAAAUAUUGUUUCUAUACCAUUUUGUGCAUGUUCAGUAUUAACUUCUAUCAGCACAUUUUCGUGCUGUGUGUAAUUUUCAUUAUCAAUGAUGAAUUCUCUUGAUUUUCAAAGUAACUUUUCUAUUUUAUAGAGUAUUUAAUUAUUUUAAAUUGAUGAGUGGCAAUGCAAUAUGAAUAUAAUUUUGUAUUAGUUCGUCUUUAAUAUGCAUCUUAAAAACUAGAUGAAUAUAUCAGUAUCAAUUUGGUUUAUAGGAAAUAUCAAACAUUAUCACCAUUCUUCAAGCAAUUAGAUAUAUUCACUAUGCAAUGAAUUUGUUACAGUAUACUGAUAAUUUUCCUUAUAUAUUCUUUGUGGAUUUACAUUAAUAUCUAAUUUAAAUUAGCAAUUAAGUAGCAUUAUCUUUCAAAGAUUAAACAUGAAUAAAGAAAAGAGUAUGUUAAGUUAAAUAUUUUUAAUUUUUGUAAUCUUGUGCACCCUUAUACAGUACAUAUUUAAAGUGUAUAUAUAUAUAUAUAUAUAUAUAGUAUGCUAAUCUACAACAGUUAUAUCCUAUAUGAUUGUCCUUCACUAAUCAAACUUGUAUAUAAUUAUAACUCUGCACAUUGAAAUAAUGAACUGUAUUGUACCUUUAAUUUGUUUAGGAAAACAAAAUUGUGAGCUGUGAUAAAUAAACUCGAGCAAAAAUGAUAGUGGGUAUUUUUGGCUGGAUAGUGGCUAUACCAUGGGUGGAAUGUACAAUUGCAAUUCAACAAUGAAUAACCAUAAACCUAUAGUGUCCUAGGCCUAACAUAUACAAUCUUUGGCCUAAUUCAGUACAUCUACUAUACUAUACUUAAGAAAAGUUAGGUUUUGUUGCUACUUUCUUUCUCAAGUCAGUCCCUCUGUAAUUUGAGUAAAAAAAAAAUUGUUGCACCAUAAAAUGGUGAGUCAUUGUUUUGUACAUUCCAUCAACAUUCACUAUAGGUACCAUCAUUUUUUAAUGAGAGCUUGUUAAACAUUUAAACAAUGAUUGGAAACUUGUUGAACAGGUUUGGAACUUUAUUGUAGAGAUGAUAAUAUUUUGCUUACAAAUAUAUGUUUCCUGUUUCUAAAUGCAAUAAAUGUGAAAGACAAAAAUUCUGAAAUGAAAGAAUAAAAACCCUA